CUCCUCGGCGGUGCACGCCUCGUAUCGGGCUGCCGGGUCACGUUCGCAGAGCUGCAGUCAGCUUUAAUCACAGUCUGCUUGUAGUGCUUCCAGUGGCCUUCGCUGCAGCUGUGGAAAACUGGGAGGAAGAAGAGGUGAGUCAGAUGGAGGAGGUGUGUGAGGAGGAGGAGGAGGAGGAGGGAGCCAUGCUGUGGUCCAUCCAGGAGGCUUUUGAGAGGCAGACCCUGCAGAUCGGAGCCUCAGCCUGCGGGGCCACAGCCGUGGUGGACGUGUUAAAGGCCCUCGGUGUGGAUGUGACCCCCGAAGAGGCGGACCGGUGCGUCCAGACGAGGCUGCGGAGGAACGAGUCCCCCCUGCCGGACUACCUCCUGUCCAGGAGUGAAGCUGGUGCCACUCAUGCUCAGCUCAUCCAAGGGGCAGAGGAAGCCAGUAAAGGGAAGGUGAUUGGUCGCUUCUUCCAUCUUCACCCUCGCCGCCUGGCUAGACUCGUCCCCUGGCUCGCACGCUGGAUCAGAAAAGGUGCUGUUCCCAUCGCGACUAUGAACAUGCAGCAGGCCAUACCUGAGGGCGAGGAGGUGCCCGACGCCUGGCACCAUCAGCUGAUAUUUGGCGUUGCACCUAAUUCUGUUUUCAUGACCAAUCCUUUAGAUGUUGUGAGUGAGCGAGAGCUGCACCAGAGGCUUUGCAGCGAAUCUGUGCUGCUGAUUCGACGAGAAGACGUCCUGCAGAGACUCACGCCCGAGUGCUCUUUGUCCAGCUUAUCUGACCCGCUGUGGAAAGCCCUGGACGUAGAGGGUCAAGUAAAGCAAAUGCUCCAGCAGGAGGAGCAAGAAGAUGGAGCCAAGUUAACACACAUCACCAUCCCUGCAGCGUACAGUUCAGGCGUCACACUGUUUGCUCUGCGACAGUCAGAGUUAGGACAAGAACUCCUCGGUGCUCCUGAGCUCCCUCUGCUGUGACUGGAAUGAAACUCACGGACUCAAGACUUGAAGUUAGGAAGACCUUUAUUUAUUAUGAACGUACAGAUAAUACGACACUUUAUUGGUCCUGUUUGUCCUGGAAGAGAGAAGGCAAAAGGGGAAAACAGUGAACAAAUCAUCACUUCAUCAACUUUACUGAAGAGCACAGUUAAAACAUGAACACUUGGACACUUCUUUGCAAGUAAAAAUCUGGUAAUGUUAAGACAAUAAGAAUGCAGACACACUGUCAUCCUUGUACAUUUUAAUCACUGUUUGUUUCAUGUUUUAUACCGACAGCUGAUACUUGAAUAAAGCGCAUUUGAAAUGAUGAAAAGCAGC
Messenger RNA from Notolabrus celidotus (New Zealand spotty), 1298 nucleotides. RefSeq lists its product as uncharacterized. The record is from RefSeq and is a predicted model, not a curated record. NCBI's taxonomy places the organism in Eukaryota, Metazoa, Chordata, Actinopteri, Labriformes, Labridae. The transcript is spliced from 5 exons. The coding region runs from base 144 to 959 and encodes 271 amino acids.